Molecule: messenger RNA, 3300 nt
Organism: Alternaria atra
Lineage: Eukaryota; Fungi; Ascomycota; Dothideomycetes; Pleosporales; Pleosporaceae
Exons: 2
Coding region: 1-3300 (1099 amino acids)
Biological process (GO): nuclear-transcribed mRNA catabolic process
Cellular component (GO): nucleus
Molecular function (GO): zinc ion binding; RNA binding; 5'-3' RNA exonuclease activity
Source: RefSeq, a predicted model, not a curated record
AUGGGUGUUCCAGCCAUGUUCCGCUGGCUUAGCCAGAAAUACCCCAAGAUCGUGUCAACUGUGCAAGAGGAGCUGCCUAAAAAGGUUGGCGACAAUGUCAUCCCAGUAGACCGCACCGGCCCCAACCCCAACGGCGAAGAGUUCGACAACCUAUACCUCGAUAUGAACGGCAUUGUACAUCCUUGCUCGCAUCCUGAAGAUAAGCCCGCGCCCAAGACUGAGGCCGAUAUGAUGAUGGCCAUCUUCGAAUACACUGAUCGCUGCGUCGGCAUGGUCCGUCCCCGUAAGCUUCUCUACAUGGCAGUAGACGGUGUUGCGCCUCGUGCCAAGAUGAACCAGCAGCGUUCGCGUCGUUUCCGUGCCGCAAAAGAGGCCAAGGAAAAGGACGACGAGCGCGCUGAAUUUCAGAAGAUGCUCAACUCGCAGAAAGCAAGUCGUGGCGAGGACAUCUCCAGUCUCGAAGAGGUCAUCGAGAAGACCUGGGACUCCAAUGCAAUCACACCUGGUACCCCUUUCAUGCAUCUUCUUGCCGAGAGUCUUCAAUACUGGUGCGCGUACAAGUUCACAACCGACCCCUCGUGGAAGGACAUGAAAGUCAUCAUCUCCGAUGCAUCUGUGCCUGGUGAGGGAGAACACAAGAUCAUGAACUUUAUCCGCUCACAGCGCUCUAUGCCUACACAUGACCCCAACACUUCACACGUUAUCUACGGCCUGGAUGCCGAUUUGAUCAUGUUGAGUCUUGCUACUCAUGAGCCUUAUUUCCGUGUUCUUAGAGAAGAUGUCUUCUACGACUCGGGUAAGGACAAGGUCUGCACGCGCUGCGGCCGCAAGGGACAUAUCAGAAACAACUGUGAAUUCCCCGACGAUGGCAAGAAGCUCACUGAGGAAGAAGCUGCUGAAGAGUGGUCCAACUCCGAGCACCAACUCAAGCCCUUCAUUUGGCUGCAUACCAACAUCCUGCGCGAAUACUUGGCAGUCGAGAUGGACACACCAAAGCGCAAGUUCAAGUAUGACCUAGAACGCUCACUCGAUGACUGGGUCUUUAUGUGUUUCUUCGUCGGUAACGAUUUCUUGCCACAUCUGCCCAGUCUUGAGAUUCGAGACCAGGGUAUCGACUUACUCAUCAGCAUCUGGCGAGAUCUCGCCGCUGAGAUGGAUGACUAUGUGACUAAAGACGGUUUCCCAGACAUGCGUCGUGUACAGCAGAUCAUGUCCGCUCUGGCGAGCCGAGAAGCUGGCAUUUUCAAGAAACGAAAGGAAGUCUCGGAUCGCCAGGCAGCAAACAGGGCUAGACGCGAAGCACAGAAUAAUAACAACAAGCGACAACGAACCGACGGAAACGGCCCGCCUGGCUUCAAGCGUGCCAAGGAGAGUACCGACACUUAUACCAGUGCAGGUAUAGUAUUCUUCGACCCCAAGGAUGCGCAGUCAAAGGAAGUGCGCGAUGUACACAAGGACAUUAUGCACACCCGAGACGCCCAGUCGAACAAGAGCGCAGCUGCUCGACUCAAGGAGCUCAUGAAGGCCAAGGCCGAUGGCACAACUGCACCUGAACCUGAGCCGACUCCAGCUUCUGAGCCCGCUUCCGAGCCCGCUUCCGAAGCUGAAACCCCUGUCCACCUUGGAAAGCGCAAGAUAGAUGAGAUAGAAGAUGCCGACAAUGGUACGCCUGGUCGCAAUACGCCCGUCGUUCCCGAAUCGCCUGCCCAGGCUACCGAGUCCCAGAAGAAGGAAGAUGGGACAGUAGAAGAUACCAUCAUGCUUUGGGAGGACGGUUACGAGGAGCGUUACUACGAGCAGAAGUUUGGCGUCGAUCCCAACGACAUCGCUUUCCGCAACAAAGUCGCACGUCAGUACGCCGAGGGUCUCUGCUGGGUGUUGGCCUACUACAUGCAAGGUUGCCCCUCCUGGACCUGGUAUUUCCCCCACCACUACGCUCCCUUCGCCGCAGACUUUGUCGGUCUCGAAGACAUGGACCCCCGCAAGCUCUUCGAGAAGGGCACGCCCUUCCACCCCUACGAGCAACUCAUGGGCGUAUUGCCCGCCGCGUCGAAUCACGCUAUCCCCGAGCCCUUCCGUAUCCUCAUGGAAGACCCCGAUAGUUCAAUUGUCGACUUCUACCCUCAAGACUUCCCUAUCGAUUUGAAUGGCAAGAAGUUUGCCUGGCAGGGUGUUGCCAUCUUGCCCUUUAUCGACUCGAAGAGGUUACUAGACGCCAUGGGAACCAAGUACCCCGAGCUCUCCGACGACGAGAGGAAGCGAAACGAGUUCGGUAAAGAAACACUCAUAUUCUCUCAGGAGAGCGGUCUUUUCGACGACGUAGAGAAAGCGCUGUACCGCAAGGGACAGCAAAAAUACAAAAUCGAUCCUGCCAAGAGCCGAGCGCUUCACGGAGAUAUUGAGCCACAUGAUCUUUUUGUCAUGGACAGUCAGCUUGUUCCGCCGUUUGAUGCAAAUGGUAUCACAGAGUUUGAAGUCACUCAGGAUAGGAGCAUGAGAGUGUAUUACGAAAUGCCCAAUGUAAGCUCCACACGAGCACAUCAGUCCGCUCUCCUCCCUGGCGUCAAGCUACCCAAACCUGCUCUCAGCCCCGGUGAAGCUGAAUCUGUACGUCGCUCUAAUGAACGCGGUGGCUUCCGUGGCGGCCGUGGAGGUGGUCGUGGAGGCGGUGGCUGGCGAGGGGGUGGUGGCGGUGGUGGUGGAUAUAACAACAACCGCGGAAACGACAACUACCAGAACGGCGGUGGUCGAGGAGGAGGCGGGUACCAGAACGGCCGUGGCGGCGGCGGCGGCUACAGUGGCAACCGAGGAGGCUAUGGUGGAAACCAGGGUGGCUACGGUGGUCCUCCCCCACCUGGCAACUUUGCUCCCCCAUUCCCCGGUCCAGGAGGCAAUUUCGCCCCUCCGCCUCCAUUCGCUGCGGGUAACUUCCCUCCUCCACCACCUGGAUGGGUCCCCCCACCUGGCGUAGGUGGCUUUGCACCUCCCGGUCCGUAUGGCGCUCCGCCCAUCCCACCACCUGUCACACAACAGCGUCCUGCUUGGAUGAACGGCGGAAACCAGCCGCCGCCACAACAGGCGCCCGGUGGUAGUAGUUUGAGGGAUGAGAGGUUUUAUAGACCUGCUGAUGAGAUUUUGGGGAGGAGUGGAGGUGGUGGUGGUGGUUAUCAGGGAAACAACCCGAGGGAUGAUAGAGGUGGACGUGGUGGUGGUGGUGGAGGAAGAGGUAGGGGAGGACGUGGCGGUGGUGGAGGGUAUCAGGGAAACAGGCCUGCGUACAACUCUAAUGACUACCGUUAG